Molecule: messenger RNA, 7859 nt
Organism: Phascolarctos cinereus (koala)
Lineage: Eukaryota; Metazoa; Chordata; Mammalia; Diprotodontia; Phascolarctidae
Gene: ZC3H7A
Product: zinc finger CCCH-type containing 7A
Biological process (GO): miRNA processing
Molecular function (GO): protein binding; metal ion binding; miRNA binding
Source: RefSeq, a predicted model, not a curated record
GUCAUGUUGGUCAAUCUUCUUGUGAUUUUUAAAAACUCUCUUCAAGCUUUUACUGGUCUAUUUUUUUUUAAAACCAGUGUUAAUUGAUAUUUAAUAUCUUUGAAUAUGUCAUUUGUCCAUUUGAAGAGGUCUCUUUUGGAUGUCUUACAUGGUUAGUUUUUUAAUUUAGUACUUUAACUGAUUCAGUUGCUCUAUAGCAUUUUUAAAAAUUGUACUGGCAUUUGGCUUUGUUCAUUUAAAAACUUUGGUUGAUUUUUAUUUUCUUGUUUUUUUUAAAAAAUGAUUUCUCUUUUUGGUCUAUUUUUAUACUUUUUAUUUUUUUAGGGUGUGUGAGAAGCCUUCUUCCAUUUAAUCCUCCCAUAUCAAUGUUUCCCUUAUAUCUUGAGAUGCCACACUCCUCUGGUUCUUCUAUUUCUCUAAUGGUUUUUGCUCAUACCUCUUUUUCUUCCCAAUCUCUUAAGGUAGAUGGAUGUUCCCUAAAAUUCUGUUUUCAGCUUAUUUCUAGAUCUACAUUCUCUGCUUUGUCAAUCUCAUUUACUCCCACAUUUUCAACUAUUAUCUCUGCAUAGAUGACUCCCAAUCUAUAUUUAAAGCUCCAACUUCUCUUUCAAGUUCUACACCCACAUUUCCAAAGAUUAAGAGAACAUCUUCACCUGGAUUUCUGACAUCACACACAAAACAUUUCAAAUUUGAACUGCCUAUUUCUUUUACCCUCAAAUUUGUUCCUUUUCAACCGAGGGACCAUUUAGUUUCCUAUGAUCUUUUUGGCCCUUCUUUUUCUCCUAUAUCUCUUUCUAAUCAGUAUCACAUUCUCUUGUUUAUAUCACUACCCUAUUUCUUGUACCUGUUUUUUUCUGUAUUCCUACUGUCACCACCUGAGUACCUGCCCUGCCUCAACUAUUACUAAUAGCCUAACAGGUCUUCCAGUCUUCAAUCUCUUUCCUCCUUCAAUCUAUUUCUGAUACAAUAGUUAGACUAAUUCUGUGUUCAAAGUAUUUUAUUCAUUUCCUAUUGCUUACCGAAUAAAGUUUAAAUGCCUUGCCCAAAUUUUCAAGUUUUUCCACAAUCUACUACUACUCUACAUUACAAUUUUUUUUUAUGAACUUAACCAUCAUCAACAAACAUUUCAAUAUACAAAGAACUACCUGUGUGAUCUUGGGCAAGUUACUUAAAUUCUAUAGUUCUCAAUUUCCUCAUCUGUAAAAGAAAGGAGUUCACUAUUUCAGAGAUCUGAAGAUGAAUCUAGCUACCCAUUGAUAAGAGAGGUAAUGAAACCAAAAUGCAGAAUGAGGCACACAUUUUUGGCCAAGGACAAUAAAGAAAUUUGCUUCAAUUGCCUAUGAAUAUUGGUUUUUGUUGUUUUAUUUGGGGGCUGGUGGAGAGAAAAUGCUUAAUUGAAAAGAAAAGAUUUUAAAAUGAAGGGGUUAGACUAAGUAUCUUCCAGCUCUAAACAUUUGAUUUUGUAGACAAAUACCUUUCCAUUACAAAAAACUGCUGUCACGUUCUGAAAAUCCCUUCAAUUGAACCUUCCCUUAUAAGCAAAAUAAACCAAAAAACUGAUCAUGUCUGAUAGCCUAUGCUUCAUUUAGCAUCUGCAGUCGUUUACCACUUUACUGAGGGGAGGGAUGUAGUUCAUCAUCAGUGCUCUGGAGUCAAAACAGACUAUUCUUAAGACCUUUAGUUUUUCCCUCUGUAUAUUACGGUUAUUAUGUACCUUUCAUCUUGGCUCUGCUUUCUUCACCCCUCCCCCCAUCAGUUCAUACAAGUUUCUCUGGAUUCCACAUUUUCAUAUAGAGCAAUAAUAUUUUGAUACACACACCCACAUAUACCUUCUGUCAUAAAGGAAUAUUCCCAGUAACAAUGCUGGGAACUGUACAUUCCUGGCUUUACUUUUUAGUCAACCUGGUCCUUAUGAAUAAGCAUUGUGCUAAAUACUGGGGAUACAAAACUGAGAUAGUCCCCUUCCUCUAUGAGCUUACAGUCCAAUAGCGGGGAUACACAUAUGGGGGACUGGAACCCAGAGAACUGAUUUUUUUUUUAAUCAAGGGCAACACUGAGAUUAUGAGCAGUAGACUGUCUCACCCUUUCUAGUAGCAAUGGUAGCAUUGAUUUCACUGCUGUUCCUACAGUAAAAUAGAGAGGUGGAAAGGAAAAUGGUCAUGAUGGUACAGCAAAAGGAAGGAUGCCCAUGCUCGUUAGGUCCUGGUUAUCUGCUGAACGGGUAGAAUGGUAUAUGAAGUAGGUUCAGGGUUGGGCUAGAUAGAUAUAUGAUGCCUGAGGUAUUAUAUUCUCUUAUCUAAGUGUCCACCUUUAUAUAGUCCUUUAAAGUGUGCAAAGUACUCCGCAUUUGUAAUAAUCAUUUGAGCAUCACAGCUUCACUUUAAAGUGUUCUCACACCUAUUUUACAUUUUUCAUAUUGGUUACUCCUCUGCAUUUACAGAGCCCCCGUGAUAGUCCACACCCGGUUUAAUCUCCAGUCCCGGCUAUUAAAUUGCCUGCUAAGUGCAACUCCCCCCAAAGCAUCCUCCACAUAGCGUCCUGUCUGUGCUGCUCUUCUAUUCAAAACUCUUUGGUGGCCCCCUAUUUCCUCUAAGACAAAAUAUAACCUCCUUAGCCUAUCGUUUAAAGCCCUGUGAGCUCUGGCUUCCCCGUACUUUCCCCAUAUUUAUUUGAUAUUACGCCCUUUCAUUCUCUCUACUUUCCAGCCAAACUAACCCAGUAGCUACUCGCUGGCACUUGAAAACACAGCCCCCUUUUGCACAGGCCAUCCUCCAAGCCUACAUUCCCGCCCUCAUUCUUGCCUGUGGUAUUCCUUGCCCCUGGCAAAUUCAGGUCAGGUCACCUCCUACAGACUAGGAAUUACUUUGUACACAUAUAUUGCCUAUCUGUGUACUCGUCUCCCUCCAGAACAAUGUAAAAACUCCUUUAGGGCAUAAACUAUUUCUUUUUGUCUUUGUAGUCCCAGGGCCUACCAGCUCGCCCUGGACCCCGCAGAUGAAGCUGGUUAGCAGAUGUUCGUUCAAUCAAUCGAGUAAUAUUUAGCUUCCACUACGUGCCAAGCAGGAGGAAUGAAUGGCUGUUGUUACAACUGAGGAAACGGAGGCUUACAUAGGUAGUAUGUGUAGAUGCCGAAUUUGCACCCAGCUCUCUUCUGAUUUGAAAUCUUAACCCGUUUCCCUCUCCCCCGCCCUGGGACCUCAGGCAGCAGCGGUUUGCUCGUCUCUUAACCCCUCGUCCAGCUCUUACUUUGUGUUUCCGGUUACUUGUGUAUUCGGGUCUUCUCCCCUUCUCCCCUCCCUGCGUCUGUCUUGCCCCAGUGCGAGCGCAGGCCUUAAAUGCAAGCUCCGGUGGAGGUGGCUGGAGACGGGGGGAGGGAGGUGGGGAAGGACCAGGAUUUCCCUACGGGCCGGGCCCGCGUCUGCCAGGCCGCCGCGCGCCCGCGUACGUGGGGCCAGAGAGCACAACAUGGCGGCGGCGGCGCCUCUCCGCGGCCCAGUAGUUCCCUCGGUUCCCGUCGUCGUCCCUCCAGCCAAUGAGGUGGCGUCUCGGUUGGCGGGAAGCGGCCUCCUGCCGCCAGAGGGCGUCUUGGCAGGGAAGCCAAAGGACAGGAGUCGUAAUCGCCGCCGCCGCCGCCGCCGCCGUUAGGGUGGGAGCCGUGAGAGAAGACACCUAGGCGUCCUGCAGCGCUGCCUUCGAACCUUCGCCGUCUCGGUCUCCGGCUGCAUCCCUGGACAGGCCCGCUCGAAAGCUAGGGUGAGUCUAGAAAUUGGAUGUGCAGGAUAACAUGUCCAGUGUUUCUGAAGACAGAAGAAACAGACAACAGGAUAUUAAAAAAGGAUUGCAGUUUAUACAGUCACCUUUGCCAUACCGAGGAACACAGGAACAGUAUGAGGUGUUUUUAUGGACACUUAUAAGAAAUCUCUUUAAUGAAGGAAAUGAUAUAUAUCAAGAAUGUGACUGGAAUGGUUCAUUAAGUCAGUAUACAGAAGCUUUAAACAUAGCUGAUUAUGCAAGGUCUGAAGAAAUUGCAAUUUCUAAUGAAAUAUUAGAAAAGCUGCAUAUAAAUCGUAUUGCAUGCUAUUCAAAUAUGGGAUUGAAUGAUAAAGUUCUAGAAGACUGUGAUAAAGUUUUAAGUUUAAAUCUUAAUAACUGUAGAGCCCUGUAUCGGAAAGCUAAAGCUUUAAGUGAUUUAGGAAGAUAUAAAGAAGCUUAUGAUGCAAUAGCAAAAUGUUCUUUGGCAGUGCCUCAGGAUGAGUGUGUAAUAAAACUAACUCAAGAACUAGCGCAGAAAUUAGGAUUUAAAAUAAGGAAAGCAUAUGUCAGAGCAAAGUUCUCAAAUUCAAUUCCGGGGGAUGUAGCAACUAAGGGUUCAAAGAGCUCUGUAGAAGAUAUAGAGUUAGAUUUAUCAGAUCUAAAGCAAGAAGCUGCUCCUGUUAUUUCUCUACUUCCCCCCGACUUUGCUCCUGAAUUGUCAAAUGAAUUGGCUCCAAUUCCUAUUACACCUUUAACUCCUGUUUUAUCAUUACAAAUGGAAAAGAAUCCUCUGCCUUCUACCAUGUUGGCAAAUGGGGGAAAGAUUUCCUUUACUUUGCCUGAAACAUAUUUAGAUGAUGGAGAUAUUGUCCUUGGUGAUGAAAUAGAUGAACUACUUGAUUCUGCACCAGAAGCUGAUGAAACUAUUUUGACAGCCACAGUAGUCAGAGGAUCCAUUCCAACAUCUAGUGUAACUCCUAGUAUACCCUUUUCUGCACCUUUAUUAGGAACGUGUGCAGGGUAUGUUCCUGCAUCUUCCUUUUCAGAAAUGUAUCCACAGCCUUUGACUUCAUCAUUGGAAGAUUUUUGUUCUUCUUUAAAUACAUUUUCAAUGAGUGACUCCAAAAGAGAUCUGCCCACAUCAACUUCUAGAGAGGGAGCACUACUCAACAACAGUAAUUCUUCCAUUUUACUUAUGAAUGGACCAGCUAGUUUGUUUGCUUCUGAGAGUUUCCUAGGAAUUUCAAGUCAACCUAGAAAUGAUUUUGGAAAUGUUUUUAGUAGUGGGUCUCCUAAAGUAUCUUCAUCUGUAGCUGGAAGAAAUCCACUUGAAGGAUCUCAUGAAUUGCGGCAAGCAUGUCAACUCUGUUUUAUAAAAUCGGGUCCUAAAUUAAUGGAUUAUACCUACCUUCCUACUUUAGAUCAUAAAUGUAAGAAAGACAUUUUAAUUGGGAGAAUAAAGAAUGUUGAAGAUAAAUCAUGGAAAAAAAUACGUCCACGACCAACAAAGACAAAUUAUGAAGGGCCUUAUUAUAUAUGUAAAGAUGUUGCUGCUGAGGAAGAGUGUAGAUAUCCAGGUCACUGUACUUUUGCCUAUUGCCAAGAAGAGAUUGAUGUGUGGACAUUGGAACGAAAAGGUGCAUUUAGUCGAGAGGCUCUUUUUGGUGGCAGUGGAAAGAUAAACUUCACAGUGUUCAAACUUCUUCAAGAACAUCAUGGAGAAUUUAUAUUCCUUUGUGAGAAAUGUUUUGAUCAUAAGCCCCGAAUAAUAAGCAGGAGAAAUAAAGAUAUUUCUUCUUCUUGUUCUCACCCAGUUACAAAGCAUGAAUUUGAAGACAACAAGUGCCUCGUUCACAUUUUACGAGAAACUUCAGUCAAGUAUUCUAAAAUCCGUGCUUUCCAUAAUCAGUGUCAACUUGAUCUGUGUCGGCAUGAAGUUCGCUAUGGUUGCUUAAGGGAAGAUGAGUGUUACUAUGCUCAUAGCCUUAUAGAAUUAAAAGUCUGGAUAAUACAAAAGGAAACAGGUAUAACACAUGAUGCCAUUGCUCAAGAAUCUAAGCAGUAUUGGCAAAACAUGGAAGCAAAAGCACAUGGAGCACAGGUACCUGGAAAUCAAAUAAAAUAUGGAUCUCUUAAUUUAAAGAUAAAGUUUGUAUGUGCCCAGUGUUUGAGAAACGGUCAAGUCAUCGAACCAGAUAAAAACAGAAAAUACUGUAGUGCUAAAGCAGGGCAUUCGUGGACCAAAGAUCGUCGAGCGAUGAGAGUGAUGUCUAAUGAACGUAAGAAGUGGAUGAACAUCCGUCCUCUUCCCACAAAGAAACAAAUGCCUUUACAGUUUGAUCUGUGCAAUCAUAUUGCUUCUGGCAAGAAAUGCCAGUAUGUUGGAAAUUGUUCCUUUGCGCAUAGUCCUGAAGAGAGAGAAGUUUGGACUUAUAUGAAAGAGAAUGGAAUACAAGAUAUGGAGCAAUUUUAUGAUAUUUGGCUAAAGAGUCAAAAACCUGAAAAAACUGAUGAUGUAGCUGGCCAGUCAAACAAGGAAAAUGGGAAACAAAUUCACAUGCCAACAGAUUAUGCUGAAAUUACUGUAGACUUUCACUGCUGGAUGUGUGGGAAAAAUUGUAAUAGUGAGAAACAGUGGCAAGGUCACAUUUCUUCAGAGAAGCACAAAGAGAAGGUUUUCCACACAGAAGAUGACCAGUACUGCUGGCAGCACCGGUUCCCAACAGGAUAUUUUAGUAUUUGUGAUAGAUAUGUGGCUGGUACUUGCACAGAAGGAAACAACUGUAAAUUUGCCCAUGGAAAUGCUGAACUUCUUGAAUGGCAAGAACGAAGAGAUGUUCUAAAGAUGAAGCUUAGCAAAGCAAGAAAAGACCACUUGAUUGCACCAAAUGAUAAUGACUUUGGAAAAUAUAGUUUUUUGUUUAAAGAUUUAAACUAAUACUAAAAGUGAUAUGUAUGUUUCCUAAUCAAAGCAUCAACCUGAAAAUUUCAAAGUAUUCAAAAGCAUGUAGCAGAGAAGCUGCAAGUUUUCUGCUUGUAUUGGCAUAUAUAUUGUUCCUCCUGAACAACAUUCUACAGUGGUUAUGAAAAUGGGAUGUUUAACAGAUCUGGCUGAACCGUCAUGAAACCAGAUGGUAAAGUGACAGGCUGCCAUAAAGUAUACCAGAUUUGCCAUCUGUUGAACAUAAUUUUGGAUGGAAGGUUGUUAGGGGGGAAAAGGAUGAGGAAAAGGAAAAACCUCUCUUGAGUUGGUCCUUAAGCUAAGACCUUUAAGGUAAGAUAAUAAACAAAUGUUCUGGAAUAAGAAGAAAAUGAUGGAUGAAAUUCUUUAAGUGUUUUAAUGGAAAGAGUCUGUUUAAAAAGAAAUAAAGUUUGCUACUUAUCUGUAUGUAGGUUGCUAAAAAGGAUUUUCUUAAUAAAGAUUUUAAGCAAAAUAACCAUUUAACACUAGUCAUAUGUUGAAUGGGGUAUUUUUUCUCUAUUUGUAUGUUUCACUAUCACUGAAAAGAAUCUUGAAGAAAAUGUGCACUAAGAAUUUUUGGAAAAUCAAUUGGCUAAAAUUUUGAUUUUUUUGGUCUUUGCUGUUAAUGAUGAUUUUGAAAGAUUUUACUUGUAUUGUUGGUAUUGUGUAUUGUAUGGACCAAUAUUGCCUGUAAUAAAACUUUAUAUAGAUGCCUUUUUGGGGGGCGGGGGGCCAGUCCUUUUUAAUGAAAGAAGUAUUGAUGAAACAUUUUAUUUUCCUAUUCAACAUUAAGGUUUCUCAGUUUUUUUUGUAGUCAGGAAAUUAUGUACUAAAUGCUUAAACAUUUAGCUGCCUCUUUGAAUGGACACUUUUUCUUUCUCUUGUACGCUUUCCUUUUGGAUUAAUAACCUUCUAUGUUAUUGACGUACAUGCUAUUUCUUAUAUUAGCUCUAGUGCUGUUCCAUGUUUUAUCCUAAAAGGAGUGCAUGAUAUCUUCUGAGGAGGUGAAACCCAAUACUAUGUCAUCCUUAGCUUUUUACAGUACCAACUUUCAUAUCACUUUAUGAGGUCAUCCUAUCCAUGCUAUUUUGAAAUAAAGCAGUAAUGUAAUUAAAGUAAUAAACUACUUCUACUCACUGCUAAA